AGGUGAGUCUGUCCCUUCCUCAUGUAAUGGGGGUCUUGAUGUAUACUGUAUAAAAGUGGUGUUAUAAAUGACCUAUCUCAUCCAGAUCAUCAGGCUUCAAGGUGGUAAAUGAUUUCAUCAUAUGAGAAGAUUACAGUGCUUGUGUACAAAAGGAUUUUAUGAUUUAAUUUCAUGUAUUGUGCUGAUGUUGAGAAAGUUAUAACAAUGAAAGAGAAUAAGUUAUGGUUCAUAGUAUAUAUGGGACUCUGCUUAUUCACUCUUUGUGUGAGUAGUGAUCAAUGUGGUGCACCACAAGAGAGUGAGAGUACAUGUGGGUGUGCAUCAACCAGCAGAAAAUCAUCUGGAAACGCUUUUCAAUCUGAUGAACUUGGUGACGGUAUAGAAGAUAUUUCAAAAGAAGCACCAAAUUUCAAAUAUAGUCAGGAUGCCAAUGCAGUAAAGGACUCGCUUCAGACCCAUCAGAUGGUUGAAAUCCCAGGUGGCAAGUUCAUAAUGGGCACUAAUAACCCUGUGUUCCAUGCUGAUGGAGAACACCCUGCCAGAUGGGUAGAAAUUCGUGCUUUCUUUAUGGAUAUCUAUGAAGUAACUAAUGCAGAAUUUGAGCGUUUUGUCAAAGCCAACAGUUACAAGACCGAAGCAGAAAAGUUUGGUGAUUCAUUUGUACUGGAUGGGGAGUUAUCAGAAGCAGUAAAAGCGACUGUAGAAAAUGCUGUUGCUGCUGCCCCCUGGUGGGUGCCUGUAAAGGGAGCUGACUGGAAGCACCCUGAAGGCCCAAACUCUGAUAUUGCCGAUCGUAUGGAUCAUCCAGUUGUUCAUGUAUCUUGGAAUGAUGCAGCCAAAUUCUGCAAGUGGAUGGGCAAACGACUUCCGACAGAGGCUGAGUGGGAACGUGCAUGUCGAGCUGGAAAACAGGAAAGACUAUUUUCUUGGGGCAAUAAAUUUACACCAAAUAAUGUGUACAGGGCUAACAUAUGGCAGGGAAGUUUUCCAGAACAAGACACAGGUGAGGAUGGAUGGGCAGGUCGGUGCCCCGUCACUGCUUUUCCUCCCAAUGGCUAUGGCCUGCACAAUAUCCUAGGCAAUGUUUGGGAAUGGACAGCUGAUUGGUGGGAAGUUAGCCAUUCUCCAAGUCUUCAGACAAAUCCACAAGGUCCUCGGUCUGGAGACGACAAAGUCAAGAAGGGAGGCUCCUAUAUGUGCACCAAGGAAUACUGUUACAGGUAUCGAUGUGCUGCCAGGAGUCAGAACACCCCAGACAGUACUGCUGGUAACCUUGGAUUUAGAUGUGCUGCCGACCACCUUCCACAGUACAGUACUUAGAAAAUUAACAUUUGGUGUUUCUAGUUUGUUGAAUAUAAAAAUGUGCAAAGCUGAUACUAUUGGGUUUGUCAGUCUUUCAUGGUAUAAUGAGAGUGUAAUUUGUUAAUGAUUACCAUAGAUAUGUUUAUUGUACUAGGUCAGCUAUCCAUUGGUCCUGGGUUCAAAUUUUGACUGAGGAGGCAGUGAGUAAUUGAUAGCGAAUGUAGGCGGGUAGUCUUUGAUUACAUCAAGGAGUUGUAACCUUGCCUUGGCAGCUGUUCCUACCCUGUGGGUUAGCAUUAGGAAGGGCUGUAAAUCUUUGCCUCAAGAUACCUGAUGCUAACCGAGUCAACAGAGCUGGGUCCAUCUGGCCUCCUCUGCAUUUUCUUGAAUGGUGCCCUGGGUAAGUGUGAGGGGCAUCCCAUUGAGGUUUUACCCAGCAUCUGCUUGCAGGUAAUCAUGACUAACCUAUGCAAGCAUGGGAAACAACCUUGGGACCUAGAGGUGGUUUGACAAUAAAAAAAAGUGUGGGUAAUAGAAUGGUCUCCAGGUAAAGUCCCCUUCACUACUGCAUUUACAGAGGCUCGUUUUAUUAACGUCCCCACAAAUCAUUACAUUGAGAUAAUUGUUUUUAUAUUAUUUUACUUUGAUUCCAUAGUACAGUAUAUUUACUAUUGCGAGUUUACUUCUGUCAAAUGUAAACAAACACAGGGCUGUUACACUGCACAAAACCUGAUGAGUCCCUGUAAACACACUAGUGAAGGGGACUGUACAGUAGUGUAUAGCCAGCCAUACAAAGUAUAAAAAAAAAAAACUGGUUUUACUAAAAGAAAAUUUAUGAAUUUCUUUUUGAACAUCUAAUCAUUUAAAAAGAUGCAGCAGUACCUGAUCUUGUCUUCUCACAUUACUAACAGGAAUUGUAGUGCAUUAUUAGUCAUACUGAGCAUUACAACACUGCAACAUCACUUUGUCUAGUUUCUCAAGUUUUGGCUUAUUAAGCACUUUCACCCUACCAGAUCAUACAGUAUACCGGUAUAGCUUACUGCUUAUUAAGAAAUAAUUCCCGUUAUUUAUAUAUACUAUAUAUAUAUAUAUA
This is a messenger RNA of Homarus americanus (American lobster), 2395 nucleotides long. RefSeq names its product formylglycine-generating enzyme-like. Bases 172 to 1320 code for a protein of 382 amino acids. The transcript is spliced from 7 exons. The record is from RefSeq and is a predicted model, not a curated record. Lineage: Eukaryota; Metazoa; Arthropoda; Malacostraca; Decapoda; Nephropidae. Gene Ontology annotation, cellular component: endoplasmic reticulum.